CUCGGACAGCUUCGCAGCAGAUGAGGCUGGCUGGCUCGCGCCUGUCGUCCCGCCCCCUAUUGGCCCUCCGCGGCCGCCUCGGCGCGGCGUCGGUGCUGGGCCGCCGCGGGCUCCACCUCGGCGUCGAGGCUGACCCGCGGCGUAUGACCUUUGUGGACCCGACCGUGCCGGAGGAGACACCGAGCCGGGAGCGAGAGGAGGAGCAGGAGCUCCGUUCGCUCAACGGGAUGGCGCAGGCGUAUCGCGAGGCGGGCGACCUGACGCGUGCGGAGGCGUACUUUGCGCGCGUCCUCGCGCGCCGCCGCGCCCUCCACGGCAGCGAUGACCCUCGCACCCUGUACGCGAUGGGACACCUGACUGCGGUGCUGGCGGCGCGCGGCUCGCUGCACGCGGCGGUGACGCUGGCGAAGAAGCAGUGCGCGGCGUCGCUGCGCACGCUGGGCCCUUGCCACCCCGACACGCUCCUCUGCCACGGGCACGCUGUCUCACUCCUCUCCCAGGUCGGGCGGCACGAGGAGGCCGAGGAGACGGCGCGGCUGACCCACUCCUCGUGCGCCGCCUACCACGGCGAGGCGCACCCGACCACGCUCAUCGCCCUCUCGCAGCUGGGCCAGGCGCUGAUCGCCGUCAACAAGCUCGAUGAGGCGGAGACCUGCCUCCGCACCGAGGUGGCUCUCUCGACCGACUCGCUCGGCGGCAGCCACCCCGAGACUCGCAUCGCCUGCUCCAACCUCGCCUCGGCGCUGGUGGCGCAAGCGCGCGUGCUCGCUGACGCGAUGCCCGACCUGUCCGCCUCGAAGCUGUCCGAGGCGGAGGCGCUGUUCCGCGCGCAACUCGACGCCUGUGCCGAGCUGUCGGCGCUGGUGCUCGGGCCGGCGCACGAGGACACGCUGUCCGCACAAGAGGCGCACGCGCGCGUGCUGGGGCACCUCAGCCGGUACGAGGAGGCGGUGGCGCUGCUGCGCGCCAGCAGAGGCGAGGCGCACCCGGCAACGCUCGCGCUGAUGGCCGAGGCGACCCAAAAGUACCACGACGAGGGCCGGCCGUCGCAGGCGGAGCCGCUGGCGCGCGAGCUCGUCGCCGCGUGCGCGCGCCGGCUAGGCGAGGGGCACACGCUGACUGUGCGCUACUCGUGGAUGCUGGCGGUGCUGCUGCGGCAGCAGGGCAAGGGCGACGAGGCGGCGGCGAUCACCGGCGAGUGGGGCGCGCUGCCGUCGGAUUUGCCGGCGAGCUUGCCGACGGCGCGGGGGCACAAGCCGGCGCCGCAUUCGGUUGUGGACUACGUGGAGCUGGGCCAGUUCUCGCACACGCUGCAGACGGUGAGCUUCGAAGACAACUACUCCAAGGACCUCGUCUCGCUGGGCCACGGCGCGGCGGAGCUGCCGCUCGGGGAGCUCGGCGGCGGAGGCUUCGCUUUCCACUUCGAGACGCCGUCGUACUGAGGCCGCCCUACUGAGCCUUGCGGGGGCGGCGGCGGCGGGGAGGAGCGGGAGGCGGCCGAGGCACGGCGAGGGGUGCGGAGGAGGCGGAGGAGGGGAGACGGGGAGGGCUCGCGCCCCUUGCCUCGUGCCCCCCUGCCUCGUGAUCCCGCGGGGCGAGUGGCGUCGCCCCGCGGUGUACAACGUCUGGCGCGCGCACACCCGCGCGCGGCAGAGUCGCUCGGCGCGGCCGCGGCAGUAGUGCAUGUGCAAUCUCUGGUGCAUGUGUUGUCUCAUGUGAGAGACUUUGUGAGCGGGACUGCGUCGAUGUGCCGCGCUCUAGGUCUAAGGGGAGCACAGCGAGGCCCCGCUGUGAGGUUUGCAUACAUUUGAAGCGGGGCUAUGUAAAA
Emiliania huxleyi CCMP1516 is the source of this 1828-nucleotide messenger RNA. RefSeq names its product kinesin light chain. Gene Ontology annotation, molecular function: protein binding. The record is from RefSeq and is a predicted model, not a curated record. NCBI's taxonomy places the organism in Eukaryota, Haptophyta, Isochrysidales, Noelaerhabdaceae. The coding region runs from base 21 to 1442 and encodes 473 amino acids. The transcript is spliced from 9 exons.